GCCAGAAAGGUUUAUCACCAUCCUCGAGUCAGGGACCACUUCGAUUGUUUUGCCUGGGCCUCGAUAACCCAACAAUGUGUGGUACGAGAAAUAUGGGAAGGAAUUUUAUUUGGUUUGAUUUCUCCUAAUACCAAGGAGAAAAGAGAAGAAAUCAGAAGCAUGAGUAAUAGUGAAAUGUCCAAGAAGCUUUACGAUGACCUUCAGAAAGAUGCAUUCCCUGGAGGCCACUUCAACGUGGGAUCGUCUCAAAGAUGCAUUCCCUGGAGGCCAAACUAAUAGCAAGAUUUUACUCACAACUCGGAAAAAGGGAGUAGCUUUGCAGGUGGAUCCACGUUGUUUCAUCCACGAGCUUCAAUGUCUCAACAAAAGUGAGAGUUGGGAGCUGUUUCAGAAAAAAUUUAGAAAGUAUCCAACAGAAUGGAAGUACUAGGGAGGGAGAUGCUUGGGCACUGCUCUGGUUUGCCAUUAGCCAUCAUCAUGCUCGGUGGGCUUCUAUCUACCAAACAAACAAUAAAUGAGUGGGGUGACGUGAAAGAAAAUGUAACGAAAUGUAUAGCUAAAGGAGAAAAUCACAAUGACUCGAAAUACAAUGAUGGUUCAUGGGUGUUGGGUUUGAGUUACGACGACCUUCCAUUUUACUUGAAGCCUUGUUUUCUAUACUUGGCUUGUUACCCUGAAAACGCCAUCAUACAAGUAAAAGAAUUAUGUCGCAUGUUGGCUGCAGAAGGUUUUAUACCACCAAGUGAAAUGAGUUCAACAAAAGCUAUUGAGGAUGUGGCAUAUGAUUGCUUAAAUGAAUUUGUGGAGAGGAGCAUGAUUCAGGUAGAAAAUUGGGGUUCAACAAGAAGAAUGAAAACAUUUCGCAUUCAUGAUCUCAUGCGAACAUUUUGCUUGUCUAAAGCUCAAUAUGACGACUUUAUACAGUCUAUUGAUUUGAGGGGGGAUAAGGUGGAAGAGGCACUACAAUCUGUAUCUGACGUCGUAAGGAGAAUUGCUGUUUACACUGUUAAUUAUGAUAUUAAUCUUAUCGAUUUUUUUCUAAAGACAAAUAAGUCUCUUAGGUGUCUUAUUGUAGAUACGAGAGACAAGUUUUCCAUUGAAUCAAUGCUUAGAUUGGUGUCCAAUAGGUAUCUCAUGCUUAGAGUUUUAAAUGUAAGUUUAUACAAGGGUACCGGCGUGAGUGCGUUGCCUAAAGAAAUUGGUAAGCUUAUUCACCUAAGAUGGUUUAAAAUUAGUGGUGGCUUUUUGGAAACGAUCCCAUCUUCUAUUGGUAAUUUGAGAUGGCUGAAGACUUUCAAGUUAGAUGGUGAAACACACUCAGAGUGGAAAAUUCCAAAGGUAUUGUGGAAGUGGGAACAACUGAGGCAUUUAUGCUUGCCUAAUCCUUAUGGCCUAGCAUCUAGUAAAUGGUUGAGGUCUAGUAAAUGGUUGAGGUUACCUAAUCCUCGAAAUUUACAAACAUUGGAAGGUGUUCGAACCAAGUAA
Molecule: messenger RNA, 1485 nt
Organism: Humulus lupulus (European hop)
Lineage: Eukaryota; Viridiplantae; Streptophyta; Magnoliopsida; Rosales; Cannabaceae
Product: putative inactive disease susceptibility protein LOV1
Exons: 2
Coding region: 418-1485 (355 amino acids)
Biological process (GO): defense response to other organism
Molecular function (GO): ADP binding
Source: RefSeq, a predicted model, not a curated record